AUGAACGGCCAGGGAGGCGACCGCGGCGCGCGCAAAUCAUUUCUGAUCCGCGACAUCCUGGGCGAGGGCGUGGCUGGCAGCCCGCUGGCGCUAGCCGUACCGCAGCCUGACCCGGGCCGCGUCGGGGUACCGGUACCUGUGUACCUGCGCACGAGACAGGACGAGCACGCCGACCUGUGCGCUGGCCGCCGGUGCCGACGCAGUCGCACUGUCUUCACAGAAGCGCAGCUGGUGGGCCUAGAGCGUAGAUUCAGCGCGCAGAAGUACCUGAGCACCACAGACCGGAUAGAGCUGGCCAGGUCACUGGGGCUCACGCAGAUGCAAGUCAAGACCUGGUACCAGAACAGACGUAUGAAGUGGAAAAAGCAGGUGCUGCUGAAGGGGGAGCGGUCACCCACCAAGCCCAAGGGCCGGCCCAAGAAGAACUCGGUUCCGUCGCUGGUGGAGCUGCAGCGGCUGACGUUCAGCGAGAGGCCGUCGCCGCCGCCGCCAGCGGCCGGCCAGCCGCAGGACAGCCAGCUGACGCAGCUGCCAUCGGCGGCGGCGGGGGAGCGUCGACAGACGGGGGAGUGA
Pollicipes pollicipes is the source of this 573-nucleotide messenger RNA. Its product is annotated as homeobox protein BarH-like 1. The record is from RefSeq and is a predicted model, not a curated record. The transcript has 5 exons. NCBI's taxonomy places the organism in Eukaryota, Metazoa, Arthropoda, Thecostraca, Pollicipedomorpha, Pollicipedidae. Gene Ontology annotation, molecular function: DNA binding; DNA-binding transcription factor activity, RNA polymerase II-specific. Gene Ontology annotation, biological process: regulation of DNA-templated transcription. Bases 1 to 573 code for a protein of 190 amino acids.